Messenger RNA from Solea solea (common sole), 1713 nucleotides. It is a transcript of the gene dpm1, whose product is annotated as dolichyl-phosphate mannosyltransferase subunit 1, catalytic. The record is from RefSeq and is a predicted model, not a curated record. Gene Ontology annotation, biological process: GPI anchor biosynthetic process; protein O-linked glycosylation via mannose. Gene Ontology annotation, cellular component: endoplasmic reticulum membrane. Lineage: Eukaryota; Metazoa; Chordata; Actinopteri; Pleuronectiformes; Soleidae. Bases 58 to 810 code for a protein of 250 amino acids. Gene Ontology annotation, molecular function: dolichyl-phosphate beta-D-mannosyltransferase activity. The transcript has 9 exons.
CGGAGCGCCUCAAACUUCACGCAAAGCGAGUGAAGUAUACACGUCGUCGUCGUCGUCAUGGCUAGCAGGAAAACGAUGCACCAAAACCGGGAUAAUGGCGACAAAUAUUCCGUGUUAUUGCCGACUUACAACGAGCGGGAGAACCUUCCUCUGAUAGUUUGGCUCCUGGUGAAAUAUUUAGGAGAAAGUGGACAUAACUAUGAGAUCAUUGUCAUUGAUGAUGGAAGCCCAGACGGCACACUGGAGGUGGCAGAGCAGCUGCAGAAAAUAUAUGGAGAGGACAGAAUACUUCUACGACCUAGAGCGAAAAAGUUAGGCCUAGGCACUGCCUACAUCCACGGCAUGAAGCAUGCGAGUGGGAACUUCGUUAUCAUAAUGGAUGCAGAUCUCUCCCAUCAUCCCAAAUUUAUCACAGAAUUUAUUGAAAAGCAGAAGGAGGGUAACUAUGACCUGGUGUCUGGGACUCGUUACCGAGGCAACGGAGGAGUGUAUGGAUGGGAUUUGCGCCGAAAACUCAUCAGUCGCGGAGCAAACUAUUUGACUCAGGUGUUGCUGAGACCUGGUGCUUCAGAUCUCACAGGCAGCUUCAGACUGUACAAGAAGAAGGUGCUGGAGAACCUGGUGGAGCGAUGCGUGUCCAAAGGCUACGUCUUUCAGAUGGAGAUGAUCGUGCGAGCCAGGCAGCUCAACUACACGGUCGGAGAAGUGCCCAUUUCGUUUGUGGAUCGAGUUUAUGGAGAGUCCAAACUGGGAGGGAACGAGAUCUUGUCGUUUGUGAAAGGACUGAUCACACUCUUUGCCACGACAUGAUCAGUGAUGCAAUCGAUCUUCCCUCUUAACCUCAAACUCACUCUUCUCACUGGUGCUGUACAUGUGCUGUACAGCAGUCAUAUAAGAAUUGUAACGACAGGGGAAAAAGCUUGACUGAUGGCGCUUUUCCCACGACCCAGUUUCAGCACGGCUGAAAAAUCUGCGUCAAAUCUCCAACAUUUAGCAAAGGAAAAGUCUAAAAUCUCCAUAUUUCCAAAUAGAGGCUGACGUAUUGAGCCAAAUCACAACCCGUUCACUGACUGAGUCUGAUUCUGUGACCAAUCCUGUCGCUGCACAACAGGAUGUGGCACGCAUACGUCUCAUUACCACAAAACUACACUACACCGUUUGUGAUACCUAGAAAACUUCAAAAACUAUUGAUUUGGCGAUGGGUCCAGGGUGUGACCCCCGCGUGGCCCUCGUGUGGAGGAUAAAGCGGUAGAAGACGGAAUGAAUCGUCCAAUCACAGAUGAGAUUCACCAGCUUCUCAGUACCGUAAUUCCUUCCUAAACGGUUGAAUAACUGCCAGAUAUCGAAAUUGAAAGUUAUCUUGGAAAUUCUACAGCCAUAAAAUCAAAAAUGAAUCCAGGCUGAUUAUCAUGAGAGGACCAUAAGAGGGUUUAUAUAACUGUGUGUUUGUGUCGCGUAGAAAACAAAGUGAUGGCAGUUCAACGCAGCCAUGCUCUGAUGACUCCGCCCACUUUGAGGAGGUGCUAUAGUAAUGGCAAAACCAUACCGAGUCGAGCCGUGCUGGAACUGGGCUAGUGGAAAAAGCGCCAAUAGAACACGAUGACAAAUGACAUAAGAUAAAGGAAUGUAUAUCAUGUUUCACAUUUCCCAUCGUCAUGAAUCAUGUGAAGGGUUUUACAGUUUGUAUGCAAUUAAAAUAAGUCUUUUUUGUUA